Molecule: messenger RNA, 819 nt
Organism: Glycine soja
Lineage: Eukaryota; Viridiplantae; Streptophyta; Magnoliopsida; Fabales; Fabaceae
Product: protein DCL homolog, chloroplastic-like
Exons: 3
Coding region: 50-580 (176 amino acids)
Biological process (GO): chloroplast rRNA processing; chloroplast organization
Cellular component (GO): chloroplast
Source: RefSeq, a predicted model, not a curated record
CCAAAAAUAGGGAGUUGAACCCGCUGUUCGCCGAGCAUCACAACCAGCAAUGGCCGCUAGGCAUUUUCUGCUUCACCGCCUUCGGUUGCGUAGCUUCCAAGGGUUCACCGUCGCGGCGCCCAAGGGCCACCGUCUCUGGUGCAGUGCCACGUCAGCACCGGAGGAAGCAGCUUCCAACGCGGAGGUGGAUGACCCCGAGUGGAGGAAGAAAGAAGAGAAGAUCGUGAGGGACGUUGAGCCAAUCGUUUCGUUAACCAUGCAAAUUCUCUACUCAUCAAGGUACAUGAAUGGGGAGAUACUGACUAUGGAGGAUGAAAGAGCCGUGGUAGAGAACAUUCUCAUUUACCAUCCGGAUUAUGAAGAUAAGAUAGGAAGUGGGCUGAACUCCAUUAUGGUUGAUCAACAUCCCCUAUAUCUAUUCCCAAGAUGCCUUUUUGUUGUAAGAACUGAUGGUAGCUGGAUCGACUUCUCCUAUCGGGUGUGCAUUGAGGAAUACAUUAAAAAUAAGUACCAAGUAAGUGCAGAAAGGUUUGUUAAGAGAAGGUUUCUUAGAGAUCUUAUUAAACGUUGGGGUAUUUGAUAUGUAUGUAUUGGAACUUACAAUUUGUGUAGUUAAUGGUAGUAGAUGACAAUUGACCGGGAUGCCUAGCUUGUUUGUCAAGGGAACAUAGAAAAUGAUUGAAGUUAACUUGCAGUUUGUUAACUAGCGGAACACUUUGUGUUGUGGAGAAAUUCAUGAUUAGGUAACUUGCAGACAGUAAGUAAUGAUGUUUUGUUGAUUGGCAGCCUUUAGUAUAGUUGAAAAUUUGCUUGUAUUUA